AUGGACCAUCCAUCGCAAUAUACUGCUAGUCUCGGCUUUAAAUUCAAUGCAGAUGAUUGGAAGGUGUUCACAACUUUAGUGGAUGCUGGUCCUAAUUUUGAACUGCGUGUUGCCGGAGGUGUAUAUCGUUUUGAUAGUAACGCUACGGGCUUUUGGGAAUUAAUGGUUCAUUCUGCUACAGGGAAAAUAUACGUGGACGGAAAUUUGGUGAUGAGUCAAAAUGUGGAUAACGAUGGAUGGGUCACCUUCACAACUGGAUCAUCCGACAAUUUUCGAGUUCAGUUUCAAUGCGAAUUCCCAACGCAAGACCCUCAAGUCACACCGGGCUUUUCAGGAGAAACCUGGAAGAGUGAAAGUGCUGGGGAAAAGAUCCCUGUUACUGCUAAACGGUAUUAUCCCUGGGGAAAUUGCCUGGAGAAGGAAUGCACCAGCCAGAUGAUUUCAAAUCCACGCACCGAUGUAUCAGAGGAAACUGCUGCUGCUGCAUUCAAUGCCCGUGAGAAUGCCGCGACCGAGUCAUUGGCGAUGGCUCUAGAUCUAAUUGGCAUCAAGAAAAAUCCUACAGGUCUCUCCGCCGCUGCCAUAGUUGCUGACAGUGUUGAUAAAGGCGAUCUUAUUCUCGGCACCUUCCACCUCUUAUUCACAGUGGCAGCAGCCGGAGUUGGAGUCUUAUAUUACCAGCUCAUAGGUGGAGCAGUAGGGACAGCGGCAGGGGGUUUUUCGAUUACCUUUAUAACGGCUUUGAGAAAUUAUGGCGUCGAGGGAUGCUCCCGUGGCCUCAAAGCCGACGUAAAACUCACGAAAGUGGACUUUGACAAGAUGUUAGAUGAAAGGAUCAGGGAAAUUGUUAGUGAGAUGAGCCCAGAGCAGACAAGGGAUCCAGACCUAUCCAAAAUUGUCAAGGAAAAACUCGAAACCAAGUAUAGACUUCAUCUACAUGAGGUGCUGGACGAUGGUGUCUACAAAAGAUACCAUUAUUUCAGGAAGUUGUGGACUCGAGAGUUCAAGGAGGCCUAUGCCACCGCGGUCAAGGAAAAAUGCGAGGAACAAGUGCCUUCAAGCGAGGUUGAAAGCCUUCUCCAGCGGUACAUUGACAAGAAAAUGGCGGAUCAAGUAUUACCGGACGAUAUCUUAAAGCUGGGGGAGGAGAUUAAGUCUGAAGAACGCGACAGAGACAAAAAACUAAGCGAAAUAACAGAUCCGCCCGGUACCCCCGGAUGGAGAGAAAAGGCGAAAGCUAUCCAGGACGAAUUCCAAAAGAAAUCAAAGGGUAUCCAAGAUGAUAUCGAUAGCAAGGUCAAGGAUAAGACGGAGCGCGAACAGCGUUCAACGGAAUCGAAGUUAAAGGAGGCAAGAGAAAAGGUGACGGAGGAGAUGGACAGGCGACGAAAAGAUUACGAUAAAGGCCGCAUUCAUAAGGAGCUUGAAGGACUCAUCCCUUGA
Trichophyton benhamiae CBS 112371 is the source of this 1443-nucleotide messenger RNA. RefSeq lists its product as uncharacterized. Lineage: Eukaryota; Fungi; Ascomycota; Eurotiomycetes; Onygenales; Arthrodermataceae. The record is from RefSeq and is a predicted model, not a curated record. The coding region runs from base 1 to 1443 and encodes 480 amino acids. The transcript is spliced from 2 exons.